UACGCGCAGGCGCAGACCGCUCCCCGGAGGCCCGACGGCACCGAGAGAGAAAGGCCAAGGAGUAAAGCCAGAAGAAAAGGGCUGCUAGGAUAAUGCCUGUUGUACCAAGAUAGUAUCCGCUGAAUCACAGUAUCUUUUCAUUAUGGACUAACUGAUUUAUACAAGAUGUCAGAAGACCUUGCAAAACAGUUAGCUAGCUACAAAGCUCAGCUCCAGCAAGUUGAAGCUGCUUUGACAGGGAAUGGAGAAAAUGAAGACCUACUAAAACUAAAGAAGGAUUUACAGGAAGUGAUAGAAUUAACCAAAGAUCUCCUUUCAACACAACCAUCAGAAACUCUUGCAAGUUCUGAUAGUUCUGCUUCUGCUCUCCCAAGUCACACUUGGAAGGUUGGAGACAGAUGUAUGGCCAUAUGGAGUGAAGAUGGACAGUGUUAUGAAGCUGAAAUUGAAGAGAUAGAUGAAGAGAAUGGUACAGCUGCAGUCACCUUUUCGGGAUAUGGUAAUGCUGAAGUCACACCCCUGCUUAAUCUGAAACCUGUGGAAGAGGGAAGGAAAGCAAAAGAAGACAGUGGCAACAAACCCAUGUCCAAGAAAGAAAUGAUUGCCCAACAACGAGAAUAUAAAAAGAAAAAAGCUUUGAAAAAGGCACAACGCAUCAAAGAACUGGAGCAGGAAAGAGAGGAUCAAAAAGUCAAAUGGCAACAAUUCAACAACAGAGCGUACUCGAAAAACAAAAAAGGACAGGUAAAGCGAAGCAUCUUUGCAUCUCCUGAAAGUGUAACAGGGAAAGUUGGAGUUGGGACAUGUGGAAUUGCAGACAAACCCAUGACGCAGUACCAAGAUACAUCCAAGUACAACGUCAGACAUUUGAUGCCCCAGUAACUGAGGGAAGAAAUGACUAAACAUCACCUCUGUCGGGCUUUACAUUUACCUUUUUAUUGUUAUAUUUUUCUAAAAGUAAACUAUUGGUGCGUAGUGAAAAUAGUUGUUGCCAUCAGUUGGCUUACGCUGGUACAAGCCUUAAGUAAGUAGUAGAAGUUCAGAAUGACCCCUUUACUGUUCUCAAAUUAAAUAUGCACAAGUCAGACUAGUGGGGAAAUUCCCUUUUUAUUAUCCAGAAACCUCCGAUCUCUAGAGUGUCCUCACUCACACAUUAUCUGGAAUACCAUCAAUACCAAAUGACUGUGUAAUAAAGUAGUCAUCCCAGCUUUCUUGCCUCCCCUCUCCCCCCCACCCCCCAAUGUACUUAAUAUACUGGUAGUCCUGUUAUUAUUGCAUGGACAAAUACUGAGAAUUUUUUGUUUCUCUGGAGCUAGCUUCCAUCCCAGUUUAAUGGUGAGGUCAAAUUUUGAUUUGCCCAUGUUGGCUUGCUUGGGGGCACAGUCAGAUGAUUCUCCAACCCCUCCUCCUGUCUCACUAACCAUGAAAUGACCAUAGUGCAUGGGCAGGGGUUGCAGUGGCUCAACGGUAAGUCUAGGAAGUGUUGGAUAGCUAGUUCCUCAUGUGGAAUUACUGUGCUAUACAGGGUCCUAGCUAGAAUCUUUCCUUUUUAUAAGAAUUGGGAAGGAGUUUACAAAGUUUAGCUGGGUGGUGUGCUUGCCAUUCAUUUGAUUGCAUUCCUGAGAUCAAUGAUCUACUCUUGUUGUGAAGUCACACUAAACUUCAGAGGUGUUCUGAUGUUCUUUUUGCUGUAAGGUUUGCCCUGUCCGCCCCCCUCUCACCUCCAAGCUAGGAAACAUGAAGUAGAGGUUCAUUUUUGUCAUGCUGAGCCUCACAGAGGCUGAGAAAGCAGCAAAAUGUAAAAACUCUUUCCAAAAUCAGUGCAAAGCUUGACACGUCGUGCCACUCUAACUACAGGCUGGGAGAAUAGUGGAGGAAUUGCCUAGAACUCAUAGAAAAUUUCAACAGACUUGAGAAGCACAAGCUCUUCUAGCUGCUUCCCAAUGCUUGUACUAAGCAUGUCCUUCAAGAGCAUGGAGGAGGGCUAGGAUAAUCUAACUGACUUGCACUCUAUCUCUAAAUUACAUGCAUCUUGAAAUUUACCCCCGUUUUUUCCCAGUUCCAGGGAAGUGGGGGUUCAACAGAGAACAAAAAGCGCACUUGUCUCUGCUUCUCAGCAGAACCUUAUGUCAUGCUCAGAAUGCAGCCAUGGGCUGAGUAAGGUUCGUUUGUUGCUUUCCAAGAUAGGUUAGCACUUUAAAUGUUGGAGGAGUUAAAUGAGAAGUAGUAAUUUCCAUGGAAGAAGUGACGAGUUACUUGAUACAUUUGUGUACCUGAUAAAUACACAGUAAUUCUACCCAAAUUGUACUGAAUCAAUUUUAUUGCGUAUCCAGCUGGUUAACUGCAUCAGGACAUUCCUCUCAUAAGAAUGCUGAACUUCAACUUUGUUAGUAAAGCUGGGCCACUCUGAUUUUUAUUUGGAAAACCAUGUGUAAAAGUUCUGGCCUUUUUGUAUCUUGUGGAUGCAGUUGCUUCCCUUUGCCAGUCUGUAUUGUUUAGGGUGGUAGUGCCAUCUCUCAAUCUUGAAAUGUGUUUGAAGAAAAAAGUUAAUGUAUAGCCCUGUAUACAAUGUAGAUAAUUAUUUUUGUAAAAUAUGGUGUUAAGUUAAUGAACAAGACUGGAUUUCAUUAUUUCUCCUGCUAGAGUAAUUCUUGCUCAUUAAUCUGAACUCCGUUCCCCAUGUAUAUUAUGUUACAGUCCCCUUUUGUAACUUGUUUUCUGAAUUAAAAUGAGAUCAGGUACCAUCAGGAUUUGUUGAUGCCCAAUUAGUGAAAAUGUCUGUCAGUUUACCUGAGUCUAAAAUCUGUUUUUAGUAGGCUAGACUCCAUUCACACAGAGAGGCUCUUCCUGUCAAUGGAAAGAGGAGGUAAUUUUUAUGACUGUGUUGAUUUCAGUUUUGUAUGUUUGACUUUUAUUAAAAUAAAAUGUUCAAAACCA
Messenger RNA from Sceloporus undulatus (fence lizard), 2937 nucleotides. It is a transcript of the gene SMNDC1, whose product is annotated as survival motor neuron domain containing 1. NCBI's taxonomy places the organism in Eukaryota, Metazoa, Chordata, Lepidosauria, Squamata, Phrynosomatidae. The coding region runs from base 166 to 882 and encodes 238 amino acids. The transcript is spliced from 7 exons. Gene Ontology annotation, molecular function: RNA binding. Gene Ontology annotation, cellular component: precatalytic spliceosome; nucleus; cytoplasm. Gene Ontology annotation, biological process: mRNA processing; regulation of alternative mRNA splicing, via spliceosome. The record is from RefSeq and is a predicted model, not a curated record.